Molecule: messenger RNA, 300 nt
Organism: Aspergillus ruber CBS 135680
Lineage: Eukaryota; Fungi; Ascomycota; Eurotiomycetes; Eurotiales; Aspergillaceae
Product: GroES-like protein
Exons: 1
Coding region: 1-300 (99 amino acids)
Source: RefSeq, a predicted model, not a curated record
AUGGGCUCGUCCUGCGACAAUGUUGAUAUCAAAUUGGGAGACCGCGUGGGCAUAAGGUGGAUUGCCUUCACGUGUGGCAGCUGUGCGCCCUGCAUGGCUGGUGCAGACAAAAUCUGCCAGAAGGGACAAAAGUCCGGAAAUUCUCGUCCUGGUAUAUUCCAGGAAUAUGCUCUUGACCCGGCCCUCUACAUGGCCCCCAUUCCUGACGGACUGUCUAGCGAUAUCGCAGCGCCUUUGUUACGUAGUGGCGUCACCGCCUAUUCUGCUCUGAAAAAAAGCCGAGCUCAAUCAGGAGAUUGA